This is a messenger RNA of Pimephales promelas (fathead minnow), 1448 nucleotides long. RefSeq names its product capping actin protein, gelsolin like b (gene capgb). Gene Ontology annotation, molecular function: actin filament binding; phosphatidylinositol-4,5-bisphosphate binding. Gene Ontology annotation, biological process: actin filament severing; central nervous system development; barbed-end actin filament capping. Gene Ontology annotation, cellular component: cytoplasm; actin cytoskeleton. The record is from RefSeq and is a predicted model, not a curated record. Lineage: Eukaryota; Metazoa; Chordata; Actinopteri; Cypriniformes; Leuciscidae.
GCCAGAACUAAUGCAGGAAGUGAUUUUGUUCACGGUCUCUCAUCUACAAAUUCUCUUCCUUUCUUUCUCAAAACUCUACAGGGACCUCCAACUUCAGCAAUAGCAAGAAUGCUCCGAUUUCAGGCCGCUCCAGGGCAGUUUGGGGAUGAGAUUAGGCAGCCGGGACUGAGAUGUUGGCGAGUGGAGAAGAUGAAGGCUGUUCCCCUGGAUAAAGCUGAGGUGGGGGCGUUCUUCAAUGGUGACUCCUACCUUGUGCUGGAUAACCGUGGUGACCAGGGUGCAGACCUCCACAUGUGGAUUGGAGAGAAAUCAUCUCGUGACGAGCAGGUAGCUUGUGCCAUGUUGGCUACACAGCUGGAUAACUUCCUGGGAGGAGAUCCAGUCCAGCACAGACAGGUUCAGGGCUAUGAGUCCCCAGAAUUCAUGAACCUCUUCCCUCGAGGAGUUAGCUACAAGGAGGGAGGUGUGGAGUCUGGCUUCAGAAGAACACAGUCUGGAUCUGGACCUGUUCAGAGGUUAUACCAAAUCAAAGGGAAGCGCAACAUCAGAGCCAAGGAAGUGGAUUUGAGCUGGCAGAGCUUUAACAAAGGGGACUGCUUCAUACUGGAUCUGGGCGAGAUAAUUGUGUCAUGGGUAGGAUCUCAGGCAAACAUCUUUGAGAAGCAGAAGGUGCGGGAGAUCGCCACUCUGAUCAGAGAUACAGAGAGACACGGCAAAGCCCAGAUCACUAACAUCAAUGAGGGAGAGGAGACACAGGAAAUGCUACAGGUUCUUGGUCCAGUGACAGAGCUGAAAGAAAGCACUCCAGAGGAAGACAGUCAAGCAGAUGCAUCAAAUUCUGCCUCUCUCUACAAGGUUUCAGAUGCAACAGGGUCAAUGAAGUUGACCAAGGUAUCAGAGAAAAGUCCAUUUGCCAAGGACUUACUGGCACGUGAUGACUGCUUUAUCCUGGACAAUGGGGCCAAUGGAAAGAUCUUUGUUUGGAAAGGAAGUGGAGCGAACGCAGAAGAGAAGAGGGCUGCUCUGAAAAUGGCAGAUGACUUCAUCCAGCAAAUGAACUACCCCAAGAUGAAAACACAGGUGGAGAUUUUACCACAGGGCAGAGAGACUGUUAUCUUUAAACAGUUUUUCCUAAACUGGAAUUAAACCUCAUUUCACUGCAUGAUCAAAGAAUAAACUGCACUCAACCAGUUGUCAAAAAGAUACUGUAAUUCACUUAAAUAAAGUCACAGAGAUAUUACAUUAUAAACAAAUGUACAGUUUUAUUAAAUAAGAUCAUGCGUAUGAAUGAGAGAGGCUUUGCUAUUUGUCUGUUACCAUAUUUGUAUGUAUUUUAAAAGAUGUUUAUAUUGAUCAAUACAAAUUUGAAAAAGUUUUAAAUAUUUCCCCCUUUUUGAUUGAGAAAUCUAUGUUACAGCCUUGACAGCCACGAACCGCUGAGUAGAUGC